AUGAAAAGAGACAAGAGCAAGGCCCGGGAUACAGCUUCUAUCGAAGAGAAACUGGUCCAGAUUUUUGUUGGUGUUGAUGAGCUUGUGGAGACCCUCGGCCUCGAACAUUCAUUCGAAACAUUGAAAAACCAUACCAUUGGUCAGUUUGAAGCUAUCAAAGGUGACAUCCAAGUGCUUAAUCCAAUUGGAUACGUGCCAGUACUUGUGGAUGGUGACUUCGUAGUUGCAGACUCUUUUGCUAUAUUACUGUAUCUAGAAGAGAAAUAUCCUCAGCAUCCAUUGUUGCCAAAAGAUCUUCAGAAAAGGGCUCUAAAUUACCAGGUUGCAAAUUUGGUUUCCGCAAGCAUAAAACCUCUCCAAAAUUUACCUGUCCUCGGAUAUAUUAAUGAAAAACUUGGCCCUGACGAGAAAAUUCCUUGGAUAUCUUCCUCCCUUGUCAUGAUUUGCAAUUUAUUUCUAAGAACAAUCUCUCCGCUUUCCAAUAGGACUGCUGGAAGAACUCCAUUGGAUUGGGAGACGAGAGUGAAAAUAUCCUUAGGAGCAGCAAAGGGCGUUGCUCAUCUUCAUUCUGCUGGUGGUGCUAAGUUUACUCAUGGAAAUAUAAAGUCGUCUAAUGUCCUUCUGAACCAAGAUUUUAACGGUUGUAUCUCGGAUUUCGGCUUAGCUCCCCUAAUGAACUAUCCAGCCACUUCUCGGCACGUAGGUUACCGCGCUCCAGAGGUGAUAGAGACGAGAAAACAUUCUCACAAAUCUGAUGUAUACAGCUUUGGAGUCGUUCUACUUGAGAUGCUUACAGGAAAGCAACCGAUUCAAUCGCCAGGGCGUGAUGAUAUUGUUGAUUUACCAAGGUGGGUCCAGUCUGUUGUCCGGGAAGAAUGGACUGCUGAAGUUUUUGAUGUUGAGUUAAUGGGAUUCCAAAACAUUGAAGAAGAGAUGGUGCAAAUGCUGCAAAUUGCCAUGGCAUGUGUUGCAAAGGUUCCAGGCCUGCGACCUAACAUGGAUGAAGUAGUUCAAAUGAUCAAAGACGUCCGGCAAUCCAACUCCAGUAACCGGCCAUCUUCAGAAGAGUAA
Messenger RNA from Fraxinus pennsylvanica, 1071 nucleotides. Lineage: Eukaryota; Viridiplantae; Streptophyta; Magnoliopsida; Lamiales; Oleaceae. The record is from the annotation of a GenBank genome assembly.